Messenger RNA from Apiotrichum porosum, 201 nucleotides. RefSeq lists its product as uncharacterized. The coding region runs from base 1 to 201 and encodes 66 amino acids. The record is from RefSeq and is a predicted model, not a curated record. The transcript is spliced from 2 exons. NCBI's taxonomy places the organism in Eukaryota, Fungi, Basidiomycota, Tremellomycetes, Trichosporonales, Trichosporonaceae.
AUGCAGGCCCAACCCCGCCGUCCCUGGACUGCCCAAGAGUACGAGCUCAUUCUCUCGCACGUUCUCCAGAACGGUCCUGGCAACUUUCAGGGUGUGGUCCCUGGUCGUAGCGUCGACCAGAUCCGUAUGACUUGGACCCGCGUCGUCAAGCCUACUAUCUUCAAGAGUCUCGCAGACAAGGCUGGAGGACACCAGACCUAG